UUGCAGAUGAUGUAUUAUACAUAUUACUCGUUUUGACCUCAUUACGCUUGAUAAUCAGUAGUAUCAAUAAAAUUCUAAUCUCUAACGAGUAGAGUCUCAGCCGUUGUCUACAAUGCAUGUGUUGAAAUUCGCUGCACUUGCAAUUGUUUUUGUUGUAGGCGAAUCUGAUGCAUUGAUAAAGAAACAAGGAGCAAAAUGUGGACCAAACAGAAUGGAACGAACUGCAGACGAAGUGGUUAGCGUUUGGCCUUGGCAUGUAGCGUUGUACAAUUCAACGAUGGAUUACAUUGCUGGUGGUUCGAUCAUCAACGUUUGGUUCGUUUUGACGGCAGCUCAUGCAACGUUCCACGAUGGAAGAACACCGAUGCAACCGGACGAACUGGCCAUUUUGGCUGGAUUUAGAGAUUUGCGGGAUUUUUCCGAUGAUGCUCAGGAGUACGAGGUGGGGGAGAUUAUUCGUUAUCCACUCUAUAACCUUCGAACACGGAUGCACGAUGUCGCUUUGCUAAGAGUGAGCACCGAAAUAGAGUUGAACUUUCACGUUGCUCCAAUAUGUUUGUGGCCCGAAGGAGGUCCCACUUUGGAACUUCUCGCCCACCAGCAAGAACAAGGAACCGUGGUUGGAUGGGGCCUUUCAGUUAAUGGGACGUUUUCUAAUGUUUUGAGAGAAACCAGUCUUUCUUUGAUAGGGUUCGAGAGUUGUGCCGAACAUACAAAGUCGUUUCAACCUUUGUUGGCAAAAGGCAAAAAUUUCUGCGCUGGAAAUCGAGGAGGAGCAAGUGUUUGCAAAGGAGACAGUGGUGGAGGAAUGCAUUUUCUAAUCGACGGAAUUUGGUACAUAAGAGGUAUUGUUAAUCAAGGAACCCCAACGCAGGACACUCGGUAUCUUUGCGACCCCAGGAAGGAUGUACUGUUCAUGGAUGUCACCUAUUAUCGGAAGUGGAUCGAACGGCACGCGGCACCCGAGCGACAUAAUCUGUUGGCAUUGAGCGAAUGUGGGAUGGGUUAUUACGAUGAGACGAAUGUGAGACACAACAAGUUUGUUCAAUCCGAGCGACAUCCGUGGAUAGCACAUUUGUACUACUCGUAUCAAAAUCGAAUCAACGUGAGUGACUGCCAUGGGGUGUUGAUACAUCCAGAGUUUGUACUCGCUCCUGCCAGAUGUGUAAGCCACAACCCUGAUCGGAAAUUACUGCAAGUGAUACUUGGUGAAGAGUUGAUAGGUCCUGAUCCAUCCAGUUUGGAUUAUAACUUUCAAGCAAUAAAAGUUUCUGAAGUCUUCAUGGAUGGCCGAUUCGAUGUUGAGAAAUAUGGAUACGAUGUCAGUAUUUUGCAUUUGGCUCGAAGUGUAGAAAUAGGAAAUAAUAGCCGUCCGGUUUGCCUUCCAUCCUUAUAUGAGCAAUCUCCGUAUUUCAACCUGGCGGCAUGGUAUCGUCGUGACAACCAUCCCAAGGAGCUGAAAUCCGUCCUCAUGAGACCGAUUCGGUUCAACUUCUGCAGUGCUCAAUACAGAGCAUACCACAUCAACAUCACCGAACAGGACCGACUUAACUGUUUUCAGCAUUGUGAAAUGUCCGAAAUAGUGCAAUCAGAUGGUACCCACAGUUGUGAGUACAGUGAGGAAACACUGUGCAGAACACCGAUUUCCGGAGCGCCAUUGUUCUACACAAAACACGACGGUAUAAACACGUACACGUACCUUUUCGGGAUGAGGUCGUUUGGAGUUGCAAAUUGCUCUGCAAAGAUGAGUGAAGUCUUUAGCGAUGUCAUUGGGAUGGGAAAAUGGAUUAAGCAUAUGGUUAGGAAGCACACACGAUCUAGUACUGUUGCAAGGUUGGGAUAGGUUUAAACUUCAAGGAAAACACUUCUUGAAUGCCCAAUUGGCCGUCCCUUAUUUAACAAAAAAAAUGGAAAUGUUAUAAGUUCGUGAUGGAAAGUUAUCGUUUUAGGUAAGAAAUGAUCGUAUCAAAAUUUGGGAAUCUCCGUCAAGUGAAAAACUAGUGUAAAAGAACAUUGAAAGCAUAUGAUGGAAAUGUUUAGUGAGUAUGGUGAAAUCUCGAGUGAAAUUGAUGUAAUUCUGGUUUGGAAUGCAGACGUACUCAAGUGGUGUGAAACGAUAUGGAACCUGACAUGAGUGCUGAAGAUAGUGUGGUUAGCGGUGGGUAGUUUGAAGAAGAAUCUAUGUUGUGCAAGUAUUCUGUUUGCUAUCUUGGUGUUGGAAUACAGAAUAAAUUCUGAGAAGAAAAAAAAAUAAAUGGCCAGAGGAGAAUGUAACUUGUUUUCUUAAUUGGCGAUUUUCAAACUCAA
Aedes albopictus (Asian tiger mosquito) is the source of this 2307-nucleotide messenger RNA. RefSeq names its product polyserase-2-like. The transcript is spliced from 4 exons. Gene Ontology annotation, molecular function: serine-type endopeptidase activity. Gene Ontology annotation, biological process: proteolysis. The record is from RefSeq and is a predicted model, not a curated record. The coding region runs from base 113 to 1843 and encodes 576 amino acids. NCBI's taxonomy places the organism in Eukaryota, Metazoa, Arthropoda, Insecta, Diptera, Culicidae.